Messenger RNA from Nothobranchius furzeri (turquoise killifish), 2919 nucleotides. RefSeq names its product forkhead box L1 (gene foxl1). Gene Ontology annotation, molecular function: RNA polymerase II cis-regulatory region sequence-specific DNA binding; DNA-binding transcription factor activity, RNA polymerase II-specific. Lineage: Eukaryota; Metazoa; Chordata; Actinopteri; Cyprinodontiformes; Nothobranchiidae. Gene Ontology annotation, biological process: regulation of transcription by RNA polymerase II; cell differentiation; anatomical structure morphogenesis. The record is from RefSeq and is a predicted model, not a curated record.
AAACAUCUAGAAGCGAGCAGAUCUGGUUAAAUGUCUCUGAACUUCCGGUUGGUCUGAAGAUGCGUCGGUGGUCUCCUCGUCCUCCUCACAUGUUGGCUAAUUUCCUAAUGAAUCACCGCCUGCUGCCGCUGAGAGAAACAGAGAAACGUCAGAGUUUAUGCACCAAAAAGCUCCGAAACCCAAAUGUAAGCAGAGUCCAGCUGCGCGCACUUGUAAAGUUGUUAUAAUCCUGCUCUGACCCAUAAACAGGAAAAUACAUAAUAUAAAGCAUCUUGCGCACAUCUACAAAUAACGCAGACUGUUGUCCUUGUAAGGAAACGCAGCUUCUCGGGACAAAUAAAUCAAACUCUUCUCCAACAGCCGUUCAUUUUGGAUGUUUUCAUUCAUUAAACUCGCGUUUCAACAGAUUUUUCCUGUAUUUUCCAGUGAUGUUAACCAUGGAUGAAGGGUUAGGGUUAGUCUGUUUGUCCGCAGACGCGUCUGGCUCUCCUGUUUGCGCGUCCGAGGCUCCAGCCGCACGAGUGAGAAAACGGAAUUGGAGUUAUUUUGUGUGUUUUGGUUUGAGUGAAGCCGCAGCAGUGUUUGCUUGUUCUCUCUGUGUGAGCAUCUCGCAGCUCUGGGUGGACGGGAUAUUUCAAACAGCACAUCAGCGCGUUUAUGUAUUGGGUGCCCGGAAAUUUUUUCCAAAUAAACACAGCUUGAUUCGACCUGGGUGGGCAGACUUAUCAAGAGGCUAAUUCUGUAAACAGAUGAGGGAAUUCCGCGGGUCCUGAUUGGCUGCCGGUGGGGGGUGAGGGACUUUCAGCGCAAUGAAAUUUUAAUUGAUGUGGGUGGGCUGAGAACUCCGCCGACUGUUUAUGAUGGACGAUUUAUUUCCCAGCGCAAAGUCAACAGAACACAGCAAACCUACAACAAUUAUUAACCUUUUUCUGGGGGCUCAUGAAUCUGGGGACUCACUCAGAGAAGGAGAGGCGCUCCGGGAGGAAGCUUCUCUCACCGGGUCUCACCGCGUCAUGGCUCUGUUCCACAGCCGGCUCGGAGCGCCGCCGCCGGCCCUGGGCCUCUCCGGGCCCCCACUGAUCUAUGUGUACGGCGCGGACAGCAGAGGCGUCGUGCCCACCGCGCUGAGCUUCGUGCCGGGCCGCCAGGAGCCCCCGCAGAAGCCGCCCUACAGCUACAUCGCGCUCAUCGCCAUGGCCAUCAAGAGCGCACCGGCGCAGCGCGCAACGCUCAGCGGCAUUUACCAGUUCAUCAUGGACCGGUUCCCGUUUUAUCAUGACAACAAGCAGGGCUGGCAGAACUCCAUCCGCCACAACCUGUCACUCAACGACUGCUUCAUCAAGGUGCCCAGAGAGAAGGGCCGGCCGGGCAAAGGCAGCUACUGGACCCUGGACACCAGGUGUCUGGAUAUGUUUGAAAACGGAAACUACCGCCGGAGAAAGAGGAAGGCCAAGAACCAGCAGGGGAUUCUGGACUCUAAAGACCCCGGAUACAAGCGCAUCAGGGUCCCGGGGCCACCCAGAGAACACCAGAACUCCCACGGACAUCCGGGUGACAGAAGGACAACGCAGGCACCCGGAGAUGGUGAGGAGGUGAAAAACACGGAACCAGAAACUAAAACGGGUCUUUUUGAGGUGAACCACGUGGUGCAGCAUCAGAAUCCUCUCCUACACAAGCAUAAAGCCCUCCAGAACCAAGACCCCAUUCCCUCCGGGGAGAGGAGACCGGACGGCCCGCAGACAGAGACCCGUUCCGCUCAGCUGUGGAUGGAUGGCGCGCAUCUCCACCAGGAACCGGUGUUCAGAGAGAGGGAUCCGCUGUGCGCAGUCAGCUAUGCUGGAUACACGAACCGGUUCCCGAAAGGAUCCGUUCAGAGAAGAGACAGAUCCAAAGGUUUUACGAUCGAGAGCAUCUUAUCAAAGAGCGAAGAGGAAACGCGCAGCCGCACCGGAGAUGCGCCAGUGGAGAGUUCGUUUCUCAGCCCGUCUGGGCUCUUCACUGCUCCACAGAACCACUGGUACCGGAUAGGACUCCCCUUCUGCUCUUACCUGUCACUCACAUGCCCGGAUGACACGCUGCGCUUUAAAUGAGCCCCGCGAAGAAUCUUUGGCGUUUUUACGCACAGAUGCGUAAAAAUGAGCAGAUUUAAUAAUGAGCUGACUCAGGUCUUUUAUUAGUCCUGUGUCAUCAUCACCCCUUCUUUGUUCAGACCAGAACCCAAAACCAAAAACGGAAGCCUCACUGUCAUCUUUACGCAUGCGUAAUUGUGAUUCGCUCUUUAAUUCGUUUUUGUCUCUGAAGUUUAGGGACAGUUACGCACUGCUUCUCAUCACGUCAUGGUCGAUUGAAAUAUUCAGAGCAAAUAUUCUCUGUGUGAAGGACUCGCGACAUGGUUGGGGCACGGAGCUGCCACUCAGUAAAAAGAGAUGUUUGCAGGAAACAAAGUGUUUCUUCUAUAAAGGACCAAAUAUUCUGUUCACGAGUCAAUCCCAGAAUCAUCUGAGUGAUGAAGGAUGAAGGAUCAGAGGAGGUCCAUCUUUUCUUCUCUGGAAAAUAAAACAAACAAUAAACUGAGUCUAAAAGAUGCGCGGAGCCUCGAUCUGCAGCUGGAGUUCAGGAGGAUUGGACUUCAGUGUUCUUCUUUUUUAUGGACUUUAAUAUCAAAUGUUUUUUCUUCUUCAACUGAGAUGUUUGAAGUUUUCACACAAAAUUAUCUUCAUUUGGAAAAAAUAAAUCAUGAUAAUAAAGUUAAUCACAAAAACUUUUUCUAUUGAAUAAUGUGCAGAUGUUUAAAGUUAAAUUUGUUUUAACACAAAAACUUCAAACCGAAUCUAAAUCUGAGCUGUUUUGGUUUUCAUUUAAUCUUUUUUCAUUUCAAAUUCCUCUUCAUGGAAAACCAAAUAAAAACAAAUAAAUCCC